Molecule: messenger RNA, 1446 nt
Organism: Theobroma umbraticum
Lineage: Eukaryota; Viridiplantae; Streptophyta; Magnoliopsida; Malvales; Malvaceae
Gene: COL4
Product: zinc finger CONSTANS-like protein
Biological process (GO): regulation of flower development
Cellular component (GO): nucleus
Molecular function (GO): protein binding; zinc ion binding; DNA-binding transcription factor activity
Source: RefSeq, a predicted model, not a curated record
ACUUCACGCAGCAAAAUUACAAAACGAAGGAACCAAACUCAAGCACUCAAACUCCAGAGGCUGAGAGAGAGAAGCGAACAGAGAGAUAGAGAGAGGGAAGCUUUGUUUGUUGGUUUUUCUGAGGUGGGGUUGUGGAAAUGGCUUCCAAGUUGUGUGACUCGUGCAAAUCAGCGACGGCCACUGUGUUCUGCCGGGCUGACUCGGCGUUUCUCUGCUCCAACUGCGACUCCAAAAUCCACGCCGCCAACAAGCUGGCGUCGCGUCACUCUCGGGUCUUGGUGUGCGAGGUGUGCGAGCAAGCGCCGGCUCACGUGACCUGCAAGGCUGAUGCGGCGGCUCUCUGCGUCACAUGCGACCGAGAUAUCCACUCUGCGAACCCGCUCGCGCGCAGGCACGAGCGGGUCCCGGUGACCCCUUUCUGCGACUCUGUUAACUCGGUACCAGCCGUCAAGCCUAACGGAGUUGUUAACUUCCUGGACGAGCGUUACUUCUCGGACGUGGACGGAGACGCGGACGUCAGCAGGGAGGAAGCGGAGGCGGCCUCGUGGCUGCUUCCCAACCCUAACCAUAAAGCUGUGGAGAGCCCGGACGUGAACACCGGCCAGUACGUGUUCUCGGAGAUGGACCCGUAUCUGGAUCUUGAUUACGGGCAUGUGGAUCCGAAAAUGGAAGCACAAGAGCAAAACAGCUCUGGGACCGAUGGAGUCGUUCCUGUCCAAAGCAAGAGCGUCCAAGCUCCGAUGGUUAACGAUCACUGCUUCGACUUGGACUUCACCGGAUCCAAACCCUUCGCUUAUGGCUACAACGCUCACUGUCACAGCCACAGCGUAUCAUCGUCGUCGUUGGAUGUAGGGGUGGUGCCAGAUGGUAGUGCGAUAACGGAUAUAUCAAACCCGUACGGGAGAGGAGCGGAGUCAACUCAUCAGACGGUGCAGCUUUCAUCAGCCGACAGAGAAGCCAGGGUGCUGAGGUACAGGGAGAAGAGAAAGAACAGAAAGUUCGAGAAGACGAUCCGCUACGCCUCCAGGAAAGCUUACGCUGAGAUGCGGCCUAGGAUCAAAGGAAGGUUCGCCAAGCGCACUGACAUCGAAGUCGAAGCCGACCGCCGGAACAUGUAUGGAUUCGGAGUCGUACCCUCGUUUUAAACAAUCAGUUUAACCCCCCUCCGCCCACCUCUCCCCUUCUGCUGUAGUAAUAUUAUUUUUAUUGUUAAAUUUUGGGUUUUUAAUUAUCAAGUCUUUCACUUUGGUCAUCUCUCUCUCUUUCUCUCCUUCUGUCCUGAGGUUUUAUCAGGAGAAGGAUUUUGGCUGUUUAUGUGUUGUUUCCUGUAUAUGAGUAGGUGAAGAAGGUGUUGUAAUCUUGUAAUCCUAUCAACAAUGGAAUAUGGACCAUUGAUUUUGUACAGGUUUUUAUUUAUGUAGUAAUCACCUGUCUAUCUUUUGCUUC